AUCUUCCCUUGCCUUUCUCACACGCACACAACAAACACUUCCAUCUCCUUUCCAUUUAAAAGCAAGGCCAUCUCAGCUCAUCUCCCUCCCCAUCAGCUCCCUCGCCAUUGAUCAAUCAUCCUCUGCACAUCAUAACAAGUGACAAGCAGCAGCAGCCAUGGUCAAGAAGCUCGCCCUCGCCUCCCUCUUCUUCACCAGCGGCAGUGUGGACGCCACCGCCGAGAGCAUGUCGUCUCCUCCGUCCAUAUCAGCUGCGUCCUCUCGCAGCAUGGCCGCCUCGUGGCAAUGGCCCUCCUGCGCGCAGGCCAGGACCGCGUCCUUCGACGGCCGCAGCAGUGUGAAGGGGGAGGCGUCCUUGUCGUCGGCGCGCUGGGACUGCUGCAGGACCCGCGUGAUCAUGAACCCAGCCUACUGCGACGACACAGCCGAUAACUCCUUCCUCUCCGCCUCCGGCUCCUCUUCUGCCUCCACUGCGGCGCCGGAGCCGGAGCCGGAGCCCUCGAUGGACGAGGCGGUCAUCCGCGAGAUCCGAGCGUCGAGCCGGCUCUUCUUCGAGCCCGAGGCGACGAAAUCCAUCGUGACGGCGAGCAAGCCGGAGGCGGAUCAGGCAGCGUUCGGCGGGGCGACGGCGCUGGCCAUCGACUCUGCGGACCCGUACGGCGACUUCCGGCGGUCCAUGGAGGAGAUGGUGCUGAGCCGCGGCGGCGGCAGGGGCGAGGACGACUGGGGGUGGCUGGAGGAGAUGCUGGGGUGGUACCUCCGGGCCAACGGCAAGAAGACCCACGGCCUCAUCGUCGGCGCCUUCGUGGACCUGCUCGUCGGCCUCUCCGCCGUCAACAACAAGCAGAGCGGCCAGUGCUAGCUACCAUGCGAGCGCGCAAUGCGAUUGCUUAGGGAAGAAACGGUGUCAUGCCAUUGGUGGCAUCAGCGAUUCGACCUAGAUGGAUUGAGCCAGCGAGAGGCGUAGGCUGUGUUGUGUUUGUUGAGAGCAUGCACGCGUGCCUGUACUAGUACUACUAUACUUGAUCAAAUUAUAUGUGGAUGUUGAUAGUUGAA
Molecule: messenger RNA, 1056 nt
Organism: Triticum aestivum (bread wheat)
Lineage: Eukaryota; Viridiplantae; Streptophyta; Magnoliopsida; Poales; Poaceae
Product: transcription repressor OFP13-like
Exons: 1
Coding region: 158-862 (234 amino acids)
Biological process (GO): negative regulation of DNA-templated transcription
Source: RefSeq, a predicted model, not a curated record